Heterocephalus glaber (naked mole-rat) is the source of this 4514-nucleotide messenger RNA. RefSeq names its product urocanate hydratase 1 (gene Uroc1). Gene Ontology annotation, molecular function: urocanate hydratase activity. Gene Ontology annotation, biological process: L-histidine catabolic process. Lineage: Eukaryota; Metazoa; Chordata; Mammalia; Rodentia; Bathyergidae. The record is from RefSeq and is a predicted model, not a curated record.
UGUCCCUGGGACUGGAGGUCCCCAUCCUGCUGAGUCCUGAUUGUUCAUUGUCCUCCCGGCCUCCCCACUGUGCUGGUCUCUACUUCAAUCUCAGCAGACAUGUCCAGCCUCCAGGUGCUGUGCUCCGGCCUGCCCUUGCGACCCCUCCCACAAAACCAGGGACGCUGGGCUGGGGUGCCACACGCCCCUGUCAGGACCCCCGGCCUCAGCCCCAUGGAGGAGCAGUUGGCACUGAGGAAUGCCCUGCGCUACUUCCCACCUGAUGUCCAGGAACUGCUGGCCCCAGAGUUUGCCCAGGAGCUGCGACUAUAUGGGCACAUCUACAUGUACAGGUUCUGUCCCAAUAUUGAAAUGAGAGCCUACCCAAUCGAGCAGUACCCUUGCCAGACAAAAGCCGCCGCAGCCAUCAUGCACAUGAUCAUGAACAAUCUGGACCCUGCCGUAGCCCAGUUUCCCCAGGAGCUGGUGACCUAUGGAGGAAAUGGGCAGGUGUUCAGCAACUGGGCUCAGUUCUGGCUGACCAUGUACUACUUGUCGAAGAUGACUGAGGAGCAGACUCUGGUCAUGUACAGUGGACAUCCGCUGGGCCUCUUCCCGAGCACCCCUGGCGUCCCACGGCUGGUCAUCACCAACGGGAUGGUCAUUCCCAACUAUUCCUCCAGGACAGAGUAUGAAAAGCUCUUUGCCUUGGGAGUUACAAUGUACGGCCAGAUGACAGCAGGCAGCUACUGCUACAUCGGUCCCCAGGGAAUCGUCCAUGGCACAGUGCUCACUGUGCUGAAUGCUGCACGUCGAUACCUGGGCAUCGAGGAGUUGGCUGGGAAAGUCUUUGUCACCUCUGGGCUUGGUGGGAUGAGCGGGGCUCAGGCCAAGGCUGCAGUCAUCGUGGGUUGUAUUGGUGUGAUAGCAGAGGUUGAUAAAGCAGCUCUUGUAAAACGUCACCAGCAAGGCUGGCUGAUGGAAGUGACUGACAGCUUGGACCACUGCAUUGAGAGACUCAGGGAAGCAAGGAAAAAGAAGGAGGUACUCAGUCUUGGUUACCAUGGCAAUGUAGUGGACCUUUGGGAGCACCUCGUCCAUGAAUUGGACACCACAGGAGAGCUCUUGGUGGAUCUUGGGUCAGAUCAGACAUCCUGCCAUAACCCAUUUAAUGGAGGCUACUACCCUGUGCAGCUCAGCUUCAUUGAGGCCCAGCACCUCAUGGCUUCCAACCCACCUGCUUUCAAGGACCUAGUGCAGGAAAGCUUAAGAAGGCACAUCUCAGCCAUCAACAGGCUGGCCAAAGAAAACUUCUUCUUUUGGGACUAUGGCAAUGCCUUCCUUUUGGAGGCACACAGAGCAGGAGCAGAUGUGGCAAAGAAGGGUGCCAAUAAGACAGAAUUCCGUUACCCCUCAUAUGUCCAACACAUUAUGGGGGACAUAUUCUCCCAGGGAUUUGGGCCUUUCCGCUGGGUAUGCACAUCGAGGGACCCCCAGGACUUGGCUGUCACAGACCAGCUGGCCACAUCUGUGCUGGAGAAGGCCAUUGCCGAUGGAGUGAAGCCAUCUGUGAAACUGCAGUAUAUGGACAAUAUCCGCUGGAUCCGAGAAGCUGCCAAGCAUCAGCUGGUUGUGGGGUCCCAGGCAAGGAUCCUGUACUCAGACCAGAAGGGCCGUGUGGCCAUUGCUGUGGCCAUUAACCAAGCCAUCGCCAGAGGAAAUAUCAAGGCCCCAGUGGUUCUGAGCCGAGACCACCAUGAUGUGAGUGGCACUGACAGCCCCUUCAGAGAGACUUCCAACGUAUAUGAUGGUUCUGCCUUCUGUGCAGACAUGGCUGUCCAGAAUUUCGUGGGAGAUGCCUGUCGUGGAGCCACCUGGGUUGCACUUCACAAUGGAGGGGGCGUGGGCUGGGGUGAGGUGAUCAAUGGGGGAUUUGGUCUCAUGCUGGACGGAUCCCCAGAGGUGGAGCACAAAGCCAGGAUGAUGCUCAGCUGGGACGUCUCCAAUGGCGUGGCCAGGCGCUGCUGGUCUGGGAACCCAAAGGCCUAUGAGAUCAUCUGUCAGACGAUGCAGGAGAACAGUGGCUUAGUGGUAACACUUCCCCACGACGUGACAGAUGAGUGCAUGCUCCAGCAAGCCCUGCAACCCUGAGAGGAAUCUAGAAGCCAGCUGCAGUCUUCUUUGUCUCCCUUCCUCCCUUGGCUGUCCUCACCCUCCUCAUUUCAACACACCUCCUACACACUUCACUUCUGGGCUUCAUGCUCAAGCCCUUAUGUGGCCCUCACAGCACUCUAGAUGGGUCCCAUUUUACAGGCAAGCCCCAGAGAGAUGAUGCCACGUGUCCAUGACCAUAUUGCUUACGAGGACCCCAAGGAGGGUAGGGCACAUCUUUUCCAAGGCCAAGUCCUCGAUCUUCCUACAGGGUAGACACCAGCUGUGGGGUGACUGGCAUGAAUUGGCCAAUCUGAGCACCCACCAGGUCUUUCCUAAGCCCCCCAGAGUUCUCUCUGGAUUUUAUCACAUCACUCUACUUCCUGUCUCCUGCCUGUGCAUCUGUCUGUUCCUCAGCACCCCAGGCUUGGGGAUAAAAAGGAGGAGCCUAGAAAGGAAAAUAAAUAGGAAAUAAAGGAAAAAAUAAAGAAUGUAUGCCUCACAUCCUGGCAGGGUGGGAGUGGACUGGUGGGAGUGAGCAGCUUGGUGUACCCCAGGGAAAGGGAUCAUUGGCUAGGGAAAUAAGGGGAGAGGAGGGCACCCCUUCUGGCCAGCACAGCAUGAACUGCUCUCUGGGAGCCCUAAUUGGGAUAUAGGUGUUCUACAGGAACCACUUUGGUCCCUGACACUAGAGCCUUGCACCUCUCCCUCAACCCCAAAUCCUAGCCAUAGCUAGACCCAGAGCCUCCACCCCACUACCUUGGAGAUCAGGUCCAUGGUAAGGACCCAGGCAAAAGGAAUUAAAUAGCCACACUUCUGGUCCUUCAUUUUGAAGAUGGCACUUAUUUAGCAUCCCCUACCCUCAGGGCCUCUACUGCCUCCCUGCCUCCUGGCUGUGCUAUGCUUCUUCUUCACCUAGGCUCACUCUCCCCUUGGAGGCACUACAGGCUCUCCUGUAACUUGAGAAAGCACAAGGUUCGUGGGUGAGGAGAGAGUAUGGAGAAAGAUCCCCAGAGAGACCACUAACUCCAGCCCCAGAGGUGGCCAGGCUGGAGUGGGGACAUUUCCUGUGUUUGGCUCACACAGUGAUUUGGACCCGGUUUGAACCUUUUGUCUUGUCAGAGCAGUUACCUUUGGGGAGGGGCAUGAGGGGUCCACCAGUGGCCCCAUCCAAGACAGGCUAUGCAUGGCCUCAUCCUGUUGUGGGACAAAGGCCUGGGAGAUAAGGAUGGGGUUACUUUGUCCUUGUGCCGAGAAGCCAGUGACACAUGCCCCUUUCCUUUGCAAGUAAUUAUGCUUUAUCAAUGACAUACCAACCCUCAAAUAAAAUUUUAAUUUAAAUGAUACUAUUGGAGAUAGAUCAUAGAAGCUACGUUAAUCAGCUUUGCAUUGGCAUAAUGAACUAUCUGAGUCAAUUAACUUGGAAAGAGAAAAGAUUUAUUUUGGCUCAUAGUUCUGGAUGUUCCAAUCCAAUAUCAGGAGGCCUUACAGUUUUAGGGCUCUAGCAAGGAUAAUAGGUGACAAUGGCAGGGAGUAUAUGGCACAGCAAACUGCUUAAUCAUGAUUCAGGGAGCAAAGAGAGAAAGGAUGGACCAAAGUCCCAUCAUUACCCUACUCUGUUUGACUUCUGUGAGGCAGGUCUUUCUUAGACCUCUGCAGUGACCUCUUGUCUAGCCUCCUUGCCUCCGUUCUUACCCUAAUUCUAUGUUGGAGACUCUGCUCUCAGGGACACCAUUGUAAAAUACAAUGGUAGCAUGUAACACCUCUGCCUAAAAACCUACAGUGGUUCCUCUAACCCUUGCUGGAUCCUCAAGGCCUGAGGACCCAGAUAUAGAUGAGGACCCUAAUAUAGCAAGGCUCCUUGGAGACUGUGAAGGUCAGCAAGGAGGUGGAGGAAGACCUAGAGCAGAAGGUUCACAAGUACCCACAGAGGAGAGCAAGUCACACAGGACAGGCAAGAUACCACCUUCCAAAUGUCCAUAAGGCUGACUACACCUGCUUGAAAAAUACUCUAAAAAAGUAAUAUAAGUCAUUAUUGAAAAAGGGAGAAAAAAUAGAAGAGGGUGAUAUCCAUAUUGCUAUCAAGUAUUUUCCAAUAAAAUUUUCUUUUUACUUUUACUGUGGUAAAGUACACACAACAUAAAAUUUACUACUGUAAACAUUUUUCAGUGCCCAGUUAAUUGGCAUUAAAUACAUUCACAUUGUUGUGUAAUCAUCACCUCCAUCCAUUUCCCAAAUUUUUCUAUCUUCUCAAGCUGAAACUCUGUCCUCAUGAAGCAUUACACUUUUCAUUCCCCCUCCCCAGUCUCUGGCAACCACUCUUCUUUCUGAAUCUAUGAAUCUGGUUACUUUAAAGACCUCACAUAUGUGAGAAUCAUACAGUG